Molecule: messenger RNA, 2598 nt
Organism: Onthophagus taurus
Lineage: Eukaryota; Metazoa; Arthropoda; Insecta; Coleoptera; Scarabaeidae
Product: cytoplasmic dynein 2 intermediate chain 1
Biological process (GO): intraciliary transport
Cellular component (GO): cytoplasmic dynein complex
Molecular function (GO): dynein heavy chain binding; dynein light chain binding
Source: RefSeq, a predicted model, not a curated record
CGCCGUUUGUUGUAGACCAAACACUCACAAAGUUAAAGUUGCGAGGUUAAAUGACAAUCAUUGACUUAUGUCUACGAAAAAACAGAAUGUCAAAAAGGAAUCAAAACCGACCAAAACGAAAACGAAUCCAAGUAAAACGCGUGAAGAUCCGAAUUUGACAAAGAAAAAAGAAAAGGAGGAAAAAGUUAGUGUUAAUAAAGCUUCGUUUAGAGAUGGAGGAAAGUUGGGGAAAUCGAGUAUUUCGGGAGUUUCGUCUCCGAGGGUUUCUAAAAGCCAGUUUUUUCCAAAUAAAGGACAAAUGUAUAAAAAUGCUUUAAAGGUAAGUGAGGAUCAAGGAAAAUUUUCAAUUGCUGAAAAGUUAAAAGAUCGCGAGAGGAAUAAAACGAGGACUUUGAGUCCAAGUGAUGUUAAAGUGUUAAAACCAAAACAAGACGUUGCCUCAACCAGUAAUGUUAAAAGACCGGGAACAGCAACAAUUCGAAAACAUGAAAUUGAGGAAGACAACGUUCUAAAAAUCCAAAAAGAUCAAAAGUAUCAAAAAGAAGAAAAUUAUGAAAGCGAUUUUGAUUCUUACGAAUCAGAUUUCGAAGAAUAUUUAUCCUCCCUCAGUUCAACAACAUCGAUUUCUUCGGAUGACUCAAACGAGAAAGAAUCAAACUCAACAAAACCCUUCAUCAAAGAAAACAAUUUGGGUGAAGAAGAAAAAAAAUUAGAUUCAGGAAACUACGAAAUUUCCGAAACGAAGCAUAAACAAGUUUUAACCAACAUCAAAGAAUCAAAUGAAAUCGAAAAUAAUAAAAAUAACUUAAUAAAUAAACCAUUAACGAAGUUUAUAAACAACGCGAUUUUAAGUAAUCCAGCUUCUUUAUCAUCAUCUGAUGAAGGAUUCGAAGAAAUUAAAAACGAAAAAAUUCAUUUCGUAAAUUUUUUAGAAGCGAAACGAAAAAAUAGUCUGAUUAAAUCGGCGGAGUUAAAAAAACGUCGGGGUCAAGAUCUUUUAGGAAUGAUCCAUUUAGAUAUUCAAAAUUUUACUAUUUUCGAGUUACAACCGAUUCGUUACGAUGAUUUUAUGAAAUCGUUUGGAAAUCGAAAUUAUCUUCAAAUUUCCACACAAACUGGGGAUGAUAAUGUCGAUGAGGAGGUUUUAACGGAUUCGGUGGAAUUUCGAACAAUUUGGACUCAAAAUCCUAUUCAAUUAAAAAAGGAAAAUUUUGGGGAUUAUAAACUGUAUCAUCAAGAUUAUUUGGGAUUUGGAUUCGAUGAUAUUGAUGAAAAUAAAAGAAAAGAUAUUUCGAGUUUUAAUGAAAAUAAUUUGAAAGAGUUUCUUGGAAAUGCUUCGGAGGUUAUUUUAAAUUUGUUAGAGGAAAAAUCACAGUUAAAUAAUUGCAAGGAAAUUGAAAAUAACCAAUUGAGUUUGCCGUUUAGUGAUGGUCAUAUAACGUUUAACACCGAAUUGGAUUUUUUGAAAAAUACCGAUGUUAUUUUAGCUACGUUUUCGGAGAAUAUAACAAAAAUGUUAACUGUGCAUGUUUCGAUUGAAGAAGAACGUUCUUUGUUGUGUUUAUGGAAGAUAUCUCAACAAAAUCAACCCGAAAAAAUCUUUUCGAUAUAUGGGACGAUUAAUUCUUUAUCUAUGGAUGAUAAUUAUAUUUUUGCUGGUUUAAAUGAUGGAACAAUUUCUAUUUGGUCAUUAACCAACAACGCCGAUUUUUACAUUAAAGCCGAUUACAUAACACCAAUUUACAUAUCUGACAUUGAAAAAGCUCACCACUCGAAAAUAAUUGCGAUAAACCCGAUAGAAAUAGAAAACUCAGAAGGAUACAUAAAUAAACAAAUCUAUACAUUAGAUGAAGAUGGUUUAUUAAAAAUUUGGUCGAUGAUAAAAUUGAAUAAUUCAAAUUACACUUUAAGUUUACACAUAAACUCAACGAUCGAUUUUAAAGACUUGUAUAAGAACUUAAAUAAUUUACAAUGUACGGAUAUGUGUGUAAAUAAAUUAGAUCCAAAUCAAAUUUUUGUGUCAACGAAUUACGGAAACAUUCUACAUUUUAUAACGACUGGAAAGAAAACCCAUCCGAAAUUUUAUACCGACAAUAAUAACGAUAGAAUAGCAUCGAAUUGUUUAAUAAAUUGUCCGUUUUCGCCUUUAUACUUUUUAUGUGGUUAUCAAAACGGAAAUGUUAAACUUUACUCGAGAGAGACGGAGAAACCCCUUAUGACGAUGUCAAACAAAGACCAAGAGUCGUCCAUAGAUCUUAUACAAUGGUCGAUAAAUAAACCUUGCGUCUUUUAUACGAAAGAUAGCAAAAAUGUUGUUCAUAUUUGGGAUUUAACAAAAAGCGAUAUUUUUCCAAUAUGUUCGUUAAAGUUUAACGAUCGCAUUGAUUAUAUUAAAUUAUCCCCCAAUAUUUCACAAAACAAUACCAUAAAAAGGAGUUAUUUAGUUAUUAUUACUCGCAAUAAAUUUGUUGAUUUGUAUGUUUUAAAUAAAGAGCACGGCCAACAAAAUAAACAAGAUUAUGAUGAUAAUGUCCGUAAAUUUACGAAUUAUGUUAAUAGAUUGUAAAUUGUUGUUUUUUAAUAAACAUAAUGUUUAAA